Molecule: messenger RNA, 1419 nt
Organism: Racocetra persica
Lineage: Eukaryota; Fungi; Glomeromycota; Glomeromycetes; Diversisporales; Gigasporaceae
Source: the annotation of a GenBank genome assembly
GCGAUUACGCUCAGCGUGUAAGUUUUAUUUGCAAGCAUUAAGUGAUGUAGAAGAUGCUGAUGAUGCUGAGGUCACAAUUUGGGAAGAAGGAAGAUAUGAAUGUUUCGAAAAAUUAUCAAAAUGGGACGACUUGGCCGAAACUGUGUACGUGGAUAUUGAUUCAGAUUUAGAUAAGCUUUGGGAUCAAGACUUUCAGUUUGUUAAGUUAACGUAUGGACAAAAUGAUAAAAGUUAUUGUGGCAUCUUUUUUAAUUUCAUUGAUCGCUCUUUGUCUGAUCCGGAUCGCAAAUCUUUCUUAACUGCUCAAUACCUGAUUGAACAAUCGCUUUUUUAUAUUAGGAAAGCGUAUGAUAAUUUCUUGUUUAUGCAGUCUACUUUGCAUCCUUUAGCAUCUAGCACGAGAUUGAGUAAACUGAUUCCUCUGCAACAGAUUGUUGAAAUUGGAGAAUAUUUGAAUUUGUCCCAGUCAUCUGAGGAAUCAGAAAAAUGGGAAAAACUGAUUAGUCACUGGAAAAACAGGUAUCCAUCAAAGCGGCUUGAUCCUAGCAAUAGUUGGGAUGAUAUAAUAACAAGUCGUCACUCGCUACUUGGUGCUAUGAUGAAAUCACUACAAGAAGAUAUGACGCUCGCAUGUAUUUGUUCUCUCGUUGAGAUUAAAAAUUCACCGGAACGUGAUGGUUUACUUAAAAUGGCUUCUACAGCAAGAGUUCAAGGUAAUUUUGAAGUUGCCCGGGUCUGUCUCAACAAAACAAGGCAAUCUAAGCUUUAUGAUAAUAAUGAAAUGGCUUAUUAUCAAUUGAAACUUAAUCUUCACGAAGCUUUGACCGUUAACAUUGAAAAAAAAUUAAGUAUCUUGGUGGCGAUGACUGAUGAAUUUAAGAAAGUAGAGAAAGCGAAACGUAUGCAACGUUAUAAUCUUUUAAAAGAUGCUGCCGAGGAAGCUAUUUCACAUCUGAAAGUUUCUUUUGAUAGUAGAUUGUACGCAUCUACAGUCGUUAAAUAUGUUUUAAAAGCAACUGAAGAUUGUUCAAAGGAAGCAUCCGAAUUAUUUCCAAGAUUGCUUCAGAUAAUUUGUAUCUAUGAUAAUACACAAUCGAUUUUUAAGCAAAUGGGUAUUUAUUUUGUUACUGAAGAAAAAUGGAUUCUUGGGCAAACAAACCCAUUGCACAAUGCGUUAUUCCAAUAUAAGUACAAUCUCGCGGAGCAAUAUCAAAAAGGCCUAUAUUACCCAUUAAAAAUUAGCAGUGAACAUUACAAUUUUGAUGAAAAAUCUAAAAAGUCGGAAAUUAACAAGUCAAGAACAGUUUGGUCUUUAAUCAGGUCAAAGACUACAGAAAUUGACGGAUAUGAAGAAAUUAAAAAAUCAUUUCAAAAAAUGAGGACUUUUCUCUUGGAUAUUCAGAACCCUCAUUAUGGGCU